Epinephelus fuscoguttatus (brown-marbled grouper) is the source of this 4330-nucleotide messenger RNA. RefSeq names its product proprotein convertase subtilisin/kexin type 6 (gene pcsk6). The record is from RefSeq and is a predicted model, not a curated record. Gene Ontology annotation, biological process: peptide hormone processing. The transcript has 21 exons. Gene Ontology annotation, molecular function: serine-type endopeptidase activity. The coding region runs from base 59 to 2797 and encodes 912 amino acids. Lineage: Eukaryota; Metazoa; Chordata; Actinopteri; Perciformes; Serranidae. Gene Ontology annotation, cellular component: membrane; cell surface.
CUAGUUUUCAACCGGACAGUAAAUUUUCGCCGGGACAUGAACACAACAUGAUGGAUUUAUGACAGACUUCACCCAAAGCUGCGCUGCCACAGAUCCGACAGGCUUCUUCUCUCCUAAACUGACUUUGACUCUUGAAUUCAGGAUGACUUUAUUUUUGCUAUUCAUUUUAUUAACUGUUGAAAGGAGUCGGUCAGUGGUGUCGGGACAGGGCAGCGUUUACACAAACCACUGGGCAGUGCGGAUCACAGGUGGUCAGGAACAAGCUGAUAGAAUCGCAGCUAAAUAUGGAUAUAUAAACUUUGGACAGAUAGGAAGCCUGGAGGACCAUUACCAUUUCCACCACAGCAGAGUGGUUCGCAGAGCUGCGAUCUCUUUGAAGGGCCCCCACAGCUUCAUCCAUAUGGAUCCUGAGGUGGACUGGGCUCAGCAGCAGGUGGUUAAACCACGAGUAAAGAGGCAUAUCCAAAAUGACCCAAGCUUCAUUCAUUUCAAUGACCCUAAAUGGUCCAACAUGUGGUACAUUCACUGCAACGAUAAGAGCAGCCGUUGUCGUUCAGAGAUGAACAUCCUAGCAGCCUGGCAGAGGGGCUACACCGGCAAGAACGUGGUGGUCACCAUAUUGGAUGACGGCAUCGAGAGGAACCAUCCAGAUCUGGCUCAGAACUAUGACCAUCUAGCAAGUUAUGAUGUCAAUGGAAGAGACCAUGACCCUUCACCACGUUACAACUCCCGCAAUGAAAAUAUACAUGGGACUCGGUGUGCAGGGGAAGUUGCAGCGGCGGCCAACAACUCCCACUGCAUUGUUGGGAUUGCCUAUAAUGCUCACAUUGGAGGUAGAGUUCCCCAUUUCUCACUUACUCAAUGUGGGAUUCGGAUGCUGGAUGGUGAUGUGACUGAUAUGGUAGAGGCCAUGUCCCUGGGAAUCCGACCCGACUACAUCGACAUCUACAGUGCCAGCUGGGGGCCAAAAGACGAUGGCAAGACAGUGGACGGCCCAGGGUUGCUAACGAAGAAGGCUUUUGAGCAUGGCAUCAAGAAGGGCCGCAAAGGCCUGGGCUCCAUUUUUGUCUGGGCGUCAGGUAACGGUGGACGGCAGGGUGAUCACUGUUCAUGUGACGGCUACACCAGCAGCAUCUACACCAUCUCCAUCUCCAGCACCACAGAGAACGGGAACAAGCCGUGGUACCUGGAGGCCUGCAGCUCCAUCAUGGCCACGACAUACAGCAGUGGAGAGUUUCACGAGAGGAAGAUCGUGACCACUGACCUCCGACACCGCUGCACUGAUGGUCACACUGGCACCUCUGUCUCUGCUCCUAUUGUGGCUGGAGUCAUUGCUCUCGCCCUGGAGGCCAACCUCUUGCUGACAUGGAGGGAUGUGCAACAUCUUCUGGUGAGAACGUCCAGACCAGUCCACCUGAAAGCUGAUGACUGGAAGACCAAUGCGGCGGGACUCAGAGUCAGCCACCUGUAUGGUUUUGGCCUGGUGGAUGCAGAGGCCAUGGUGCUGGAGGCUAGGAGGUGGAGGACUGUUCCUCCUCAGCACACCUGCACUCGGAUACCUGAGAGACGCACCAGGUACAUCCAUGCUGGCCAGAGUCUGAACAGUAACAUCACCACUUCUGGAUGUUCAGAAGACGCUGAGCAGCACGUGGCUUACCUGGAGCAUGUGGUGGUCAAGGUUGUGAUUGCCCACCCACGAAGAGGAGACCUGGAGAUCAACCUCAUCUCUCCGUCUGGGACGAGAUCGCAGCUACUGGCCAAGAGGUUGUUUGACAGCUCCAGUGAGGGCUUCAGGAACUGGGAGUUCAUGACCGUUCAUUUCUGGGGUGAGAGGGCUGAGGGCACAUGGACUCUGGAGAUUGUUGACUCACCAUCAAAACUACGCAACCCUGAGGUGCUGGGCAACCUUAAAGAAUGGACACUGAUCCUUUAUGGCACAACUCAGAACCCUUACCCACCCAACAGUGCUCAGCACUCCCGUUCAAGGAUGCUGGAGAUCCCAGACGAGAUCCUGGAGGAGCCAGAGCUGGAAGAGGAAGAUGAGUACAAUGGACCAUGCCACAGUGAGUGUGGAGACCAGGGCUGUGACGGACCAGGUACUGCACACUGCCUCAACUGUGUCCACUUCAGCUCAGGCAGCUUGAAAAGUGGCAGAACCUGCGUGAGCCACUGUCCACUGGGACACUACGGGGACAUAGCGUCUCAUCGCUGUAGACGCUGCUAUAAAGGCUGUGAGGGAUGUGUCGGCCGAUCAGCAGGCGAGUGUCUCUCCUGUCGAAGAGGCCUUUACCUCAACACACUCAACUCCAGCUGCAGCGAUGCCUGCCCUCCAGGUUACUUUGCCGAUGAGAAUCAGAGACAGUGUCUGAAGUGUCACGACACCUGUUCAAGAUGCCUGAGGUUUGCAGACAGAUGCACUGCCUGCAGUGAAGGCUACAGUCUGGCAGGGAUGACUUGUGUCCCUGAAUGCACCAAUGGGACCUUUUUCCACCUGGAAGAGAUGACCUGCAGUCCAUGUCAUUCCUCUUGUAGGACAUGUACAGGGCCGGGUAAGGAGGAGUGUAUCCUGUGUGCUGAGCGCUACCUGCAGCAGGAGUGGAGGUGUGUGCAGACCUGUAGUCCUGGCUAUUACUCCGGAGAGGCAGCAGGAGUCCCUCAUAAGAUGUGUCACAGGUGUGAGGAAAACUGUCUGAGCUGCAACGGCCCUGGAACGACUUGCACCAGAUGCAAAGAGGGUUACAGUCUGGUCAGCAGGACUUGUAUUGUGAAUGCAUCGUGUCAUAAUGCACAACUCUGAUCUGAUGACGCAUCAUCGGCAGCUGUACCAUUUCUGAUUGUUUCAGAUCCUCUAAUAGACAAAUGCCACUGCUAAACUGUUUAUAUCUGCUGAUUUCUCACAGCAGGACUGUGAAGUGUUAAAAAUUUAACACACAGCAGGUGAAAGCAAAAAACAAAACAAAAAAAAACUUGAAUUGGCACUUGUAAUGGAGAGUUUAAAGUUUGUAUUUAAUUAAAGGUAUACUAUGCAGGAUUGUUGGUUACUAAUUGUAAACGUAGUUGCCAGCAAAAUUUAAAGUUAAGUUAACCUCAUAUUUACCGGUUUGCCGUUUUGCUUCGCCUUAGUUGCUUUUUUUUGUUUGUUUAUGCCUCCAUGCCGUGCCAUGUUAAGGAUGCCUUCAGGGAAGUUUUUUCAAAUUUGGCGCAAAUGUCCACAUGGACUCAACGAUAAAAUGAUUUGUUUAGGUGGUCAAGGGUCAGAGGUCAAGGUCACUGUGACCUUGUCUGUCUCGUUUUUGUGGAUGUGAUAUUUCAAGAACACCAUGAAGAAAUUUCUUCAGAUUAGGCCACGUGGUCACUUGGACUCAAUGAUGAACUGAUUAGAUAUUGAUGGUCAAAACUCAAGGUCACUGUGACUUUGCAUCUGUCUCAUUCUUAUGAACACGAUAUCUCAAGAUAACCCUCAGGGAGUUUCUUAAAAUUUGACACUGACGUCCACUUGGUCUUCAGAAUAAAGUGAUUUGAAUAUUGUGGUCAAAGGUCAAGGUCACUGUGACCUCACAAAAUAUAUUUUUGGUCAUAACUUAAGAAUUCACAUGCUAGUUAUGACAAAGCAAAUAUCUAACAGGAUAAAAUAAUGAAGUGAUGACAUUUUCCAUCUAAAAGGUCACCUUCACUGUGACAUCAUAAUGUUCGGUAUAAAACACUUUUCUGUCCAUUACUCAACACCAUAUCUCAUUACAGAAGGAGAAAUAUUUGGUCAGAUGCUUAAUUGGUGACACUCAUUUGGUGUCCACCUUGAAGCUGUGCUGAUUGUAUUGAUCCUCUGGGUGUAAAGCAUCCAUGUUUUCACAGACAUCAUAGAUGUAAACUGUAAGAAAAACCUGACUGGUGCGCGGAGGCAUUCAACUGCAGGACAGUAAUUCUAGUUUCAGCCCUGUGUCUCUUGGAUUCCUGCUGCUUCCUUUAGUCUAGCAUCUGGUCACCACCUUUUUUUUUUAAAGCCCCGACAUCACCUGAGCGCUGUGGAGGUACACAUCCAUAAAAGUCCCCAAGACAGAAAAUAAGAAACUACAGGCAGAGGGCAGAGUCUCUGCAGAAACACACACCACCACACACACCUAGUGGGUCAUAAGUGAUUAUUUCUGUAUAACAUCUGUAAUAUCCUGCACAGUAUACCUUUAAGCUCAUUCUCUGCUUCUGCAUCAAUCUGUCUGUCAGCUGAUGAGGUGUUCUGUGAGAUGGUCAAGUCCAACCGUCUCUGUGAGAAGAAGCUUUACCGUCAGUUCUGCUGCCGCACCUGUCUGAUGAACGGAUGACGAGCCAACCACCU